GGACGACGGGCAACGUAUAUAAGAUGCGCGCAGGCGCAGUUCAGGGAGCGCACUUUCACUUGGACGCAGUGAAGACGUUCCUGUGUUGCCAUGGGCCGCCGUCCAGCUCGUUGUUACCGGUAUUGUAAGAACAAGCCGUACCCAAAAUCUCGUUUCUGCCGAGGGGUUCCUGAUGCCAAGAUCCGCAUCUUUGACCUGGGUCGAAAGAAGGCAAAAGUGGAUGAAUUCCCACUCUGUGGCCACAUGGUGUCUGAUGAAUAUGAGCAGCUGUCUUCUGAAGCCCUGGAGGCCGCCCGUAUUUGCGCCAACAAGUACAUGGUGAAAAGUUGUGGCAGAGAUGGCUUUCACAUGCGAGUGCGGCUCCAUCCCUUCCAUGUCAUCCGCAUCAACAAGAUGUUGUCCUGUGCUGGGGCUGACAGGCUCCAGACAGGUAUGCGAGGUGCCUUUGGAAAACCCCAGGGUACUGUGGCCCGCGUCCACAUUGGUCAAGUCAUCAUGUCCAUCCGCACCAAGCUUCAGAACAAGGAGCAUGUGAUUGAAGCCUUGCGCAGGGCUAAGUUCAAGUUCCCUGGACGCCAGAAGAUUCAUAUCUCCAAGAAGUGGGGCUUCACGAAGUUUAAUGCUGACGAAUUCGAAGACAUGGUGGCCAAGAAGCGCCUCAUCCCUGACGGUUGUGGAGUCAAGUACGUUCCCAGUCAUGGCCCUUUGGACAAGUGGCGGGUUCUGCACUCAUGAAGGCUUUGGCAGCACUGUCUCCUUGGGCCAUGCCGGUCUGACUUAUGCUUACUAAUAAAUUCUGUUUACUGACAUAAAUAACUACUUUUUAAAUUUUAAUAUUUUUUAACUAUCCAGUGUUUUAGAAUAUAGACUGCUAGAUAAUUUUUUUUUCAAUUUAUGCCAUUUUAAUGGCAAAUGUUACCUUCCUUCAGUAAAACUAUACAAUUUAUAGAGAAAGCUAUUACUGUUUUAAUCAAACACUUUAGGAGAGUAUAGAGCAAUAUGUUGAAAGUUUUGUUUGUAGUAAAGUCAUAAGUUAUGCAGCUGUCAUUUCUUGAAUAAAAAAUAGAUUUGAGUGAAAAAAUUUAUUGUUUAUAGAAUACAAACUAAACAGUAGCGAUGAAAAUAAUAGUAGGCAUUCGUGAUAUUUCAACCGCAUCCCCUGUGGAAGUAAUUUAUUUCUAAACUUGGUUGCCUUAUGUUUUCCUAUAAAUUUCUGUACAUUGUUUUUAGAAUUACCUUACACCUCUGAUUAUCAGCCUUAGGACAAUUGAGUAUCACUGAAACACGCUUUUCCAGAUGAACUUUACAUUGUUUCACAGUCAAGAGAUAACAGUCUAAUCUUUUUUUCAUCAUAGAAAAGUCAUAGGUGACAACAGAGUUCAUAUUGCUUGUAUCUGGGCUCCAGUAGAACCAAAAGAAGAGAGAAAAUGACACUAAAUCAGCUAUCUGUACUCUAAAAGGACCCUAGAGAGAGUUUGCAAUUGUAGGUGCUUGUCCUGUAUUAGAGUUACAUUGAUCACACAAGUGCUUUUUGUUUUAUUUUUGAAACUACGUAAGCUAAAAUUCCUGAGUUUGUACUGCAUUAAAAAAAUUCCUGUUCUUUACAAUUGA
Messenger RNA from Macaca mulatta (Rhesus monkey), 1611 nucleotides. RefSeq names its product ribosomal protein L10 like (gene RPL10L). Gene Ontology annotation, biological process: translation. Gene Ontology annotation, cellular component: ribosome. NCBI's taxonomy places the organism in Eukaryota, Metazoa, Chordata, Mammalia, Primates, Cercopithecidae. The record is from RefSeq and is marked inferred. Gene Ontology annotation, molecular function: structural constituent of ribosome.